GUCAAUGCUUUGAUCGGCACUGUAAAUCACUUCUUAUGGCGACCAGAAUUUGCCGCAUACAUGGUUGAGGGAACCCCAGGCGUGCCUUACGGAGGACUGUUGGCAUGUUUCAAUGUUGUUGAAGCAAAUAUGGUCGUACGUCGCAAGGAAGUGCAAAAAAUGCUCAAAAAGUACACUUCCUUUGUUCAGGGUGAGUCUGUUCUUUCUAUCUCGUUUCCUUCUCUGGGCGCCCCUGACUUCACUUCUCCACCUAUGAAGCCGACACCGACUGAGGAUGGCCCUGGACGUAGCAUCUUUUGGCCUGAAGACGCCGUAUUUUGUGGACAUCCAAGGUUCAAGAACCUUGUGAAAAAUAUCCGGGGUCGAAGAGGAGAAAAAGUUGCGAUCAACGAAGAUUUAAGUGCUCUUGGUGAAGGCGAUAUGAUUAGUGCUGCAAAGCCAGAUCACAUCUACAUGGAUCAUAUGGGUUUUGGUAUGGGAUGCUGUUGUUUACAGAGUGUGGAUGAUCGAACAGCCGAGGAACGCGGGCUUGUGCCGCUGAAGAACUCGAAGUGGAGGAUCGCGAAGAGUCGUUAUGAUUCCACUGACUGUUACAUUUAUCCAUGUUCAGUGGCGUAUAAUGACAUACCGUUACAAUACGAUGAGGCAAUUUACCAACAGCUGCGAGAUGGAGAUAUUGAUGAGCCACUGGCUAAACACAUUGCUCACAUGUUCAUAAGAGAUCCACUUCAG
This is a messenger RNA of Cylicostephanus goldi, 732 nucleotides long. NCBI's taxonomy places the organism in Eukaryota, Metazoa, Nematoda, Chromadorea, Rhabditida, Strongylidae. The record is from the annotation of a GenBank genome assembly.